Psammomys obesus (fat sand rat) is the source of this 3366-nucleotide messenger RNA. RefSeq names its product guanylate cyclase D. Gene Ontology annotation, biological process: intracellular signal transduction; receptor guanylyl cyclase signaling pathway; protein phosphorylation. Lineage: Eukaryota; Metazoa; Chordata; Mammalia; Rodentia; Muridae. The record is from RefSeq and is a predicted model, not a curated record. Gene Ontology annotation, molecular function: peptide receptor activity; protein kinase activity; guanylate cyclase activity. The transcript has 19 exons. Bases 1 to 3366 code for a protein of 1121 amino acids.
AUGGCAGGUCUGCAGCAGGCCCUGCACCCCGAAGGCCAGCACUGGGCGGCACCAUACAGGACGACCUGCCUACCCUGCCAGAGCCCUUGGGUGCUCACUGUUACUCAUCAUCUGAGGACACCCUCUUCCACAUCAGUCCUCUCUGUGGUACUUUGGGGUGUCCUUCUGUGGGCUGACUCCCUUUCCCUGCCGGCAUGGGCAGGAGAAGCCUUUACCAUUGGGGUUCUGGGUCCCUGGGACUGUGACCCCAUCUUUUCCCAGGCCCUCCCCAGCGUGGCUGCCCAGCUGGCUGUAGAUGGAGUCAAUAAGGAUGCCUCGCUGCUGCAGAGCUCGCAGCUGGAUUUCAAGGUCAUCCCCACAGGCUGUGACGCCCCUCAUGCCCUGGCUACAUUCGUGGCCCACAAGAACACAGUGGCUGCUUUUGUGGGCCCUGUCAAUCCUGGGUACUGCCCAGCGGCAGCCCUGCUGGCCCAAAGCUGGGGCAAGUCCCUCUUCACCUGGGCCUGCGGGGCUCCCAAGGGCGGAGGUGACUUAGUGCCUACUUUGCCUUCUGCCACCCACGUGCUACUGUCUGUCAUGAGACACUUUGGCUGGGCUCGUUUGGCCAUCGUGUCCUCUCACCAGGACAUCUGGGUAACCACAGCCCAGCAGCUGGCCACAGCUUUCAGGGCCCAUGGGCUGCCCAUCGGAUUAGUGACCUCUUUGGGACCCGGAGAGAAGGGGGCCACAGAGGUCUGCAAGCAGCUGCAUGGUGUGCAUGGUCUGAAAAUCGUGGUGCUGUGCAUGCACUCGGCACUGCUCGGAGGCCUGGAGCAGACCACCCUGCUUCACCGUGCUUGGGAGGAGGGCCUGACAGACGGGAGACUGGUCUUCCUGCCCUACGACACGCUGCUGUUUGCCCUGCCCUACCGCAACCACUCCUACCUGGCCCUGGAUAACCGUGGGCCCCUUCAGGAGGCCUACGAUGCAGUCCUCACUAUCAGCCUGGAGUCUGGUCCUGAGAACCACGUCUUCACCGUUAGUAAGAUGAAUGGAGGAACUACUGCCAACCUGGAGCCCGAACAGGUGUCCCCACUCUUUGGAACUAUUUAUGAUGCUGUCAUCCUACUGGCCCAUGCCCUGAACCGCUCGGAGACCCAUGGAGCAGGGCUCUCCGGGGCUCGCUUAGGGGACCACAUAAGAGCUCUUGAUGUGCCUGGUUUUGGCCAGAGAAUUCGGGUGGAUGAGGAAGGAAGAAGGCUAGCCCAGUAUGUCAUCCUGGACACAGAUGGUGAAGGAAGCCAGCUGGUUCCCACUCACAUCCUGGAUACAGGCACAUGGCAGGUGCAGCCCCUGGGAAAGGCUGUCCACUUUCCUGGAGGGGGCCCUCCAGCCCGUGAUACCAGCUGCUGGUUCGACCCUAACACGCUGUGCAUAAGAGGUGUGCAGCCCCUGGGCAGCCUCCCGACUCUGACACUGGCCUGCGUCCUGGCCCUGGUUGGUGGAGUCCUUGCUUACCUCAUCAGGAUAGGCCUCCAGCAGCUGCAGCUGCUGUGGGGCCCCCAUCGGAUCCUGCUGACAGCUCGGGAGCUCACCUUCCUCCAGCGGACCCCAAGCCAGCGGAGGCUGCAUGUGGACAGCGGCAGUGAGUCAAGAAGUGUGGCUGACGGUGGGAGCCCAAGGUCGGGGACCCAGGGGUCAGCAAGGAGCCCACCGGCCUUCCUGGAGCACACCAGCAUGGCGCUGUGCCAGGGGGACUGGGUAUGGCUGAAGAAGUUUGAAGCAGGCAUGGCUCCUGAGCUGCGGCCAAGUAGCCUCAGCCUUCUGAGAAAGAUGCGGGAGAUGCGUCAUGAGAAUGUCACUGCCUUCCUGGGCCUCUUUGUGGGCUCUGGGCUUAGUGCGAUGGUGCUGGAGCACUGUACCCGUGGCAGCCUGGAGGAACUGCUGCAGAAUGAGGCCCUGAGGCUUGACUGGACCUUCAAGGCCUCCCUACUGCUGGAUUUGAUCCGAGGUAUGCGGUAUCUGCACCAUCGACAUUUCCCCCAUGGCCGCCUCAAGUCCAGGAACUGUGUGGUGGACAGUCGCUUCGUGCUCAAGAUCACUGAUUAUGGUUAUGCCGAGUUCCUGGAAUCCCAUUGUUCUCCUAGGCCUCACCCAGCCCCAGAAGAGCUUCUAUGGACGGCUCCUGAGCUGCUGAGGGGGCCAGGGGUCCCGGGGAAAGCCACCUUCAAAGGCGAUGUUUUCAGCCUGGGCAUUGUCCUGCAGGAGGUACUGACCCGAGGCCCACCCUACCACUCCUCGGGGCUCUCAGCAGAAGAGAUCAUCCAGAAGGUGGCAUCUCCCCCUCCUCUGUGUCGGCCGCUGGUGUCCCCUGACCAGGGUCCCCGAGAGUGCAUCCUGCUGAUGCGGCAGUGCUGGGAGGAAGCUCCAGAUGACAGGCCGAGCAUGGACCAGAUCUACACGCAGUUCAAAAGCAUCAACCCAGGCAAGAGGACAAGUGUGGCAGACUCCAUGCUGCGGAUGCUGGAGAAGUAUUCCCAAAGCCUGGAGGGUCUGGUCCAGGAGCGGACCGAGGAGCUGGAAUUGGAGAGGCGGAAGACAGAAAGGCUGCUGUCACAGAUGCUCCCCCCGUCUGUCGCCCACGCUCUAAAGAUGGGAACGACAGUGGAGCCUGAGUACUUCAACCAGGCCACCAUCUAUUUCAGUGACAUCGUGGGUUUCACCACCAUCGCAGCCCUGAGUGAGCCCAUUGAGGUGGUGGGCUUCCUCAAUGACCUCUACACUCUGUUCGAUGCUGUCCUAGACAGCCAUGAUGUGUAUAAGAUAGAGACCAUCGGGGAUGCCUACAUGGUGGCCUCUGGGCUCCCUCGGCGCAAUGGGAGUCGGCAUGCGGCUGAGAUCGCCAACAUGGCCCUGGACAUACUUAGCCGUGCAGGUGACUUCCGCAUGAGGCAUGCGCCCGAGGUGCCCAUCCGUGUCAGGGCCGGUCUGCACUCAGGGCCCUGCGUGGCGGGGGUCGUGGGCCUCACCAUGCCUCGGUACUGUCUCUUCGGGGACACUGUCAACACUGCCUCCAGGAUGGAGUCCACAGGGCUGCCGUACAGAAUCCACGUUAGCCGAAGCACCGUCCAGGCCCUGCUCAGCCUUGAUGAAGGCUACAAAAUUGAUGUCAGAGGCCAGACUGAACUGAAGGGGAAGGGCUUGGAGGAGACCUACUGGCUGACAGGGAAGGUGGGAUUCUGCAGACCCCUCCCUACACCCCUGUCUAUCAAGCCUGGAGACCCAUGGCAGGACCGCAUAAACCAAGAAAUCCGGACCGGCUUUGCCAAAGCGCGCCAGGGUCUGACUGAGCCCAGGAGGCCACAGGAGGCUGCGCCAGGUCCCUGA